Molecule: messenger RNA, 6406 nt
Organism: Sodiomyces alkalinus F11
Lineage: Eukaryota; Fungi; Ascomycota; Sordariomycetes; Glomerellales; Plectosphaerellaceae
Exons: 2
Coding region: 455-6094 (1879 amino acids)
Source: RefSeq, a predicted model, not a curated record
CUCCCUGUUCCACCAACCUCAUCCCAUCUCGUCUCUUCCUCCUUGUCCCACUAUCCUAUUUUCUUAAACUCCUCUUGAUACCCGAACCUCUUCGUACUACUUCGUUUCAAAUGUCUUGCAUGCACAUUCAUAUUUCCAUAUCCUCGUGACAUUUCUCCUUUCCAAACCUCUCCUCGGCCUCUCUCCUCCCUCCCUCCUCCUCUCUCCUCCCUCUCUCCUCCUCCUCCUCCCCCUCCCCCUCUCUCCGAAUCAUAUCCGUCACUGGCCGGGGAUUCUCGUCCUCGACCGCAUGCGCAACAACCCGAUCGCCGUUGCGCCGGAGGGAGUUGUCGACGGGGACGCUUAGAGUUGGCGCAGCCCCCUUAGCAGCUUCGAAUUCUCCCACCGAGCUCACCCCGGUGCUGUGCCCUGUGCCGGCUUUUUUCGAUCCUACCGACACGUCCAUGGAUGCACUAUGAUCUCCAUGCAACGUUCGCUCUCUUCGCCCGUUCGCAUUCAUUCUUCUGCUCCCGUUUGUUCAGAUGAUGUCGCCCCCUCAACCGUAAAGCCUCCUUCGACGCCACCGACCCCUCCUCCCCCCAACGUCGACGCCCGUGUCGAACGUGUCGAACGUGUCGACAUCCCUCGACCCGUCCAUCGUCCUCGGUCGCGCAGUCCCACCCGGACAUCUCGGACUAUUGGUUCCCUUCCUCCCCGUCGGAGCGAAGAUACCUCCAGGCAUGCUCAUGCUGAUGCUAAUGUCCAUGCUCACACUCCUCGAACCCACCCCAGUGCCAGUGCCGACUCGAAUGCGACCAGGAAACUCUUGGUAGCCCAGGACUCCCAACCUUCCCCGACUGCCCCCGCGGACAUGGACCGCGCCAUACAUUCCUCGACGCCUUCGCCGCCCUCCCCCCCCAUAGAUAUAGAUGCAGGCCCCGUCUCGCUUGCUGCGUCGCUUAUUCCCGAUUUGUCUCUCUACUCCAACUCAUUUCAGACCCAGGAGAAUGAAGGCACGACCCUGGAGGAGCUGGCUCACCUGGUUAGGCUGUCCAAAUACCAAGAGCGCAAGCGCGCCAGUACCCGGAUCCGUCUCCAGCGGUGCCUUAUUUCCACCGCCCUCUCCGCCCGCUUGACUCGCUGCGGUGAGAUCGCCCGGAGAAACCUGGCCGACUGCUUCCGCAAGGACAACAAGGCCGUCUUCGCCCCUCUAUACAAUGCCAUCCACGAUGUCCGCAAGAGCUGUGACGAGCUCCGGCGUUAUGCUCUCUUGGAACCCGAACUGGACUCCAUCAACUGCCCUGUACCGCCUCCGCCGCCUCCCGACGCUUCCGACGUUGGCCCCGACUCUGUAGUGUCGUCCGUCGCCAUUGCCCCGUUUCUCAACGACGUUUCUGCUUCGGCCCGGGAGACCUUCCUGGGCUUCCUGACCCAGAUUCGCACCAACCCGGACUACUUGGCAACCCGUCUCUGCUCCCUGACUACCUCUGAACUGAAUGCCCUGACUACCUUUCACCACGUCCUGGAGCCCAUCGAGUCCGUCCUUCCCUCUGUGCAUGGUCAUGGUCUUGGUCGAUCUGCCACCGGAGCCCGGACACAACCCACCGGUAGCGCCUCGGGCCGUCAUGGGACGACCCAGCAGAAUGCCGCCAUUGAGCGCUUGUUGUCCUUCCAGCGCCACGAUCCCCUUUCUGCCUUGAUCCACACUUGCUUCGCCAACUCGGCCGGCCCUGACAGCGCCGAGGAUAGGAGGCGCACCGACGUUUGGGCUACCGCCUUGGCCCGCCUCAUCACCGAAUCCAAGGCGAACAAGGUACACAGUGAGCACAUGCUGAUCUACGUCCUCAAUGUCUGGACUGUCAUGCGUGAUUGGGCCGGUAUAACCAAAAUGGAAUGGUUCCUUAUGAAGAUCCUCGAAGACGGCGCUUUCCUCCUGGACCGUGCCGAGGACCAGCACGGGACCCGUUUCAACCUUUCCGACUGGACCGCUAGGGACAGCGAGGCCGCCGAUAGAUUCUAUGACCGGGCCGUCCAUGAAUUGUUUGACAUCAUCGAUGAUGAGGAUGCGACCGGUGUGCCUGAGGGCCUGGUCGAACUGGGCAACGCCAUCCUGAAUCGGAUCGACCCGAAGCUCGUCGACAGCACCAGGAAUUGGUUCGUGUGGAAGUGGCUCUUUUCCUCGUUUCUUCUCCACGUCAUGAUUCAUCCCGAGAGCUAUGGCAUGAUGGCGGGAUAUCACGUUUCCGAGUACGGCCGCCAGACCAUCCUCAAGAAGGUAGCCCUCAAGGCCCAGGAACUUGUCGUGAACAUGACCUGCUACAAGAAGGGCAUCUCCGCCAUCUCUCCUCGGAUCCAGGCCCACGUGGAGAACAUCCUGAACAGGUUUCGUGGCGGGAAAUUCCAGAAGCAUGCAGCGAAACUCCUGCCCGCCCGGUCCAUCACCUCGCUGAGGGAAACCGUCGAGGUCCAUCCCUACCUGGUGAUCAGUCCUGCCGAUUUGGUUACCUUGGUCAACGCGCUGUUCCCUGAAAGGAGGCCCAUGUCCGCCCAAUCUAGCAGCAUGCGAUCCGUUGCGCCCUCCGUCUCGGGCAUGUCGGGCCUCUCGCAGCCCAUAUCCAUGGCGGCUUCGCGCAGCAACUACGAGACGGCAUCGGUCCUGAGCACCAGCGCUUCUUCUUUCCUGAGCGACGCCACCACCUCCCGCGAAACUGCGCUGGACGAUCAGCGGGCGGGGUCGCCCUCCCGCUAUUCGCCCCCUACCUUGGACCUACCGGGCCACCAACGGUUCAACAACUACGAGGACGACGGCUACCGCUUGCGUUUUGCCCUGCGGGAGUUGAGUGCGACCCUGGGAAUGGAUGUCAUGCAAGGCUCCUGCCAUCCCUGCGCCGAACGCUGGACCGUCCUCUUCAUCUCUGCCGACGGCAACGGCCUGUCCCCGCAGAUGGCCUACGACCCCGAGGACGAGGCCGAGGACGACGAGAACUCAUCCACUACAGAUACCGACGAAGAGGAUGUCGAAGGGAGACCCGAAUUGGACAAGGGAUAUCAUCAGCUACGCGACGCUAUCCUGCGGUUGGUCGAGGACUUUGAAAUCCCCCAAAGCAUCGAGCCCGAGGGGUCUCGGGCCCAGUUCAGCAACCGGGCCAUGGGGAUCAAGCGGUAUCGCUCGAAGAACAAGGUGAUCACGACGGAGAAAACUCACAUGGCGAGUAAAAACCCCUACCGCAGGCGCGAUGCCGUCGGCCAGGAUACGGAGUCCCGCCGAGUUGGUUCCCCAGGCCGACAUGGUUCCAACUCGGCGACGAUGGAAGGCAAGCCGAGCAAUAACAAUAACGACUCCGCCGACUCGUCCUCGGUCCUCAUCACGAUGCUCGCGGCGGCAUCGUCCCAAUCCCAGGCUCGAUCGGACUUUGUGUCGUCCCAUAUGUAUUGGAAGACCCUGCAGCGACUGAAAGCCCUGACGUCACCUUCAUUGCGCCGCGACGGCUUUGCUGUUCUCCUGGACAUUUUCUCUCGGGGUCCACGCGACUCCAUUCGUCGGUGCGCUUCGGCUAUCGAGCAGUAUGACGCGUGGCUCGUGUGGCUGAAGCAAAGCCAGGAGAGACACGAGGGCCUCAUCGAGGCGAUGACGAAGCGACUGCGCUCGCUGCGGGACAAGAUGUGGUUCGUCUCCGAUGUGCGGACGUCGGGGCCGUACGAGCACAGCCGCAGCAUCUGUGCUGCGCUGAAGACGAUGGGGAGGCCACGUCGAUGGGGCGCUUAUCAGCGCAACAACAGGACCCCGUCUUCCGCACGGGGUCAGGGGCAAGCUUCCAACUACAUCCAUCGCACCGAGACCCAAAUGAUGGACCUCUUGUCCGCCUCGGAGGACCAGGGCGGACCCAACAAGCUCAAGGACGACCAGGCCGACAAGACCUCGCGGUGGCUACAGCAGGCGGACAUCGCCAACUUUUGUCGCGGCGAGGAGAGGAUCCAUCGGUUCUGUUGUGAGAUUGACACGUGCAUCUCCAAGCUCAUCGGAGAAUCGAUCACGGACGGCCCGGUUCUCUGGUCCAGUGAGCUGUACCUCAGGGACCGCAAAGCUCUCGAAGGCACCAAGGCCGGGCGGGAGAAGGAUCAGGUCUGGCCUCAUGGGCCAGGAGGGGACGACGGUGCGAGCGUGGUGAGCGAGCCGGAGCGGAAGCUCGGUUCGUUCGGCCGGUCCUCGGGCCUCCGCGCGCUUUCCGCGCACAACCUGAGCCAACAGUCGUUUGAUUCCGGCAGCUACCGAUACCCCAGGGGGAUUGCCGCCCUGUCCGACAUUAUCGAUGGCCAGGACUAUUUCGGUGUUUCGUCCCCAGUGCACACGAUAGAUUCGAGCUCGACAUUUUGGUCGCCAUUCCAAUCCGCCAUCGCUCCCAGCUCGGCAGCAUCCAGGGGGCACUCACCGACUACGAGCGUGACCAACCUGUCCUCGUUGCUCAAUCUUCCCUAUCAACCCCAUCAUGUCCCGUCAUUGUCCAGCCAGUCGACGACGGGUCGACCUGCCACAUCAGCGUCGUCCAAUGAGACGGCAGUCUACCAACAGCGACUGUCAGAAGACAAGACGCGCUUCUUUAGCGAGUUGAGACAGACAUUAACCAGUCUUCUCCUAUCCGACUUGGGCCAUUUCGUGUUCGCCGCGGGUUCGGAAACGGAUGCGUGGUUCGAGACGCUUGGGCAGGAGUGUAUCGAGCGGCGCGAUGCCCUAGAUCGUCGAGCCAAGGAGGCCAGGGAAGCGAAGGAGGCGAAGGAGGCGAAGGAAGCCAAAGAAAUGUCAUCCGCGUCUGUGAAGAGCAGGCCGCCGAAGGCCAGCGGGAAGCUCCGAGUCAUCGAGAAAAAGAAGAGCUUCGGGAACCUACGCAACGCAGGCGAGGCGGACAGGAACUCGGACGUUACGGAUGUCGGCAGCAGUCACGGGCGCGAUGGUUCGGUGAUCAGCGACACGGCAAGUUCGAACCGCGGGCGCGGUCGUGUCGCGAAGGAUAAGGACACGGACGGCGAAUUUCCCUACAAACAGGCGUAUCAACGACUCCUGCGCAUGUUCAGCAUUCACCCCAAUCCUUACGCGAAGAUGAACGCUCUAUUCGAGCUUGAGCAACUGAUCGUGGCGUCCCUCGCAAGUGGAACGAAGCGUGCACGACUGGGAUGGAAGCGGUCGGACAUGAGUUCGGCCGAUUCGGAUAGGGUAACAACAACAGGUCCCGGGCGCCCCGGCCCGCUCGGGGAUGACAUCGAUAACGUCAAAGAGCGUCGCUCACACGCCCUGCAGCAGUCUCCCGCACUUCCUCUUGCGGCGGCGGGCGCACACCAGGCACGUUACGGAGUAGCCGAUGCCUCUCGCUCGGGGGUCGCGUCCGCCACACUUGCCAAUAAAGAGGUCGUUACCGAGGUGUUGCGAUCACUCUUGCGAGACAAGACCAUCCGGCCCAAGACGCUGUUCCGAGACCUGCAAUUUAUCGCGGCGUUCGUCAACCCCACCAUCCUCGACAAGACGGAAAAGGGGAAGGCCUUCUGGGACACGGGAUUAGCGGCGCUGGCUCUCAAGUCAGAAGUGUGCCAGACGAUGCUGGACGUGGCGGACGAGGUACAGAAAGCGUUCAGAACCAGUAAAGGCGCCAAAGACAUUCAACCGCAGGACGCCGACGCCCCCGCUCCGCCGAGCUCUCCCGCGCCGGUCACAUCUACGUACACUCUGGCGGAUGCGGGCAGGAUGUGGACGAUCCUAGCCAAGGAGGGAGAUACGGCAGCUCAGCGGGAGCUCGCGCUCUUUUACUUGAUGGACCCUGAGCUCCUCGAGCGCACGACGCUCCCGCUUUCCAAGCCACGCGAGGUGUUCAAGCAGGCCGUCAUGGACAAGUACGGCCGGGGCUCGGGGCAGUCGAGGGGACACAGGUUUUAUUCCGGCGACCGGAGUCGGACGAGCGCGAGUGUCGGUCUACAGGGUUCGAUGCAGGAAGCGGGCGCGGAGGAAGGUGCCACUGUGUGGAACGACCCGUCGCUGAUGUGUAUCGCCGUCCACUUCUUUCAAGCUGCUGAGCAGGGAGGUGAUGGUCCGGCCACGGCCUUUCUGCGACAGAACGAGCUCGGCUGAAUUCAACGCGUCUUUUUCUUUGUACAAGGUCCUUGUUUGUACAUGUAAGGGGAACAUGGACUCUGGGGAUCUUGAGGGCCAUGAUAUUUUUUUUUUCUUGCUUUAGGCAUGUUCUUGAGUGUUGGGCAUUGGUUUUGAGGACGCGUCUGAAGGAUAUUCUGUAUUUCGGGUUUCUGAUAUUGUUGAUGGAGGAUAUACCACUUUGAGCUUACUUUUGUUUCGUUACAUACCCUGGAAGCAUUCGUAUAUUACUUGAUCUACGGGAGGGAAUGAUAGACAUAAAAUGUACUGCUCAUUCUUGUGUAUCUCGGC